AUGUCAAUCCUCGUGCGGCCUCCCAAACGCCGGCUCGACGAUAUUGACGGCCUUCCAGCUCAGACCCACCGCCGUCUUACACGAGGUUUCAAUGGACCAGGCUACGCGACAGGGGGGAAUCAGUACGCAGGAGGCGAAUAUGGACGCUUCGAAGAGCCUCUGGACACAUCUGGAGAUGGAUCCAGGUUUGCAUCGCCGUUUCGGGACUUAAACUCCAGUCGCGCGUCGCCCACCCGCUUCGAAGACUCGCUUCACCCCCCGAGGAAAUUCCGCCAGAAUGCGUCAAUUGUGCUGAUAGGCAUACGCGGUACAGGAAAGUCGAGUCUUGCUGUCAUGCUCACGGCCACCUACGGGAGACGGUUGAUUGAGGCAGAUCGAUACUUUCAACAGGUGACGGGGCGCUCCCGCUCCGCUUAUAAACGAGAGUACAGUCCUUCGGAAUACCGUCGACAGGAAGCCGCGGUCAUGGAAUCUAUGCUUAUGGAAAAUCAAGAGGAUUGCGUUAUUGUCUGUGGCUCGGGCGACGUUGAGCGCAACGGACAGAUCCUGCUCCGGGAAUACGCCAAAACCCACCCCGUCAUCCAUAUAGUUCGAGACCUGGGAAGCAUCAAAUCGUAUUUGAGGACAACGGAUACAGAGAAGGUUCGCCGAUUCCUUGAGCUGUCUGGUCCGAUAUAUCGAGCCUGUUCGAACUUCGAAUUCUUCAACGUCUCGGAAAAAGGCAUUGGAGAACAGCCGUUAAGCAAGGACAGUCAGCACUACACUCAGUGGGAUGCCGAGGUGGACCAGCGAGCUCAAACUUCGACCCCAUUCCUAAUGCUCAAGCGGCUACAGCGCGAUUUCUUACGCUUCGUGGCGUUCGCGGCAGGCAAUAUCCCCGAAUUGAGGAACCAACUCUCACCCUUCCCUCUUCAUAUGCAGCCCAUCGAGUCCCGCAAAUACACAUAUGCCGCGACUGUCCCGAUAUCCUCUCUCCUCGAACGUGACCUUGAUAUCGAAGAGUUGGAAUCUACCGCGGAUGCCUUUGAGCUUAGGAUUGACAUUUCCGCAACACCCUCGAGUCAGCUGGGCACCGAGUCGAAUUUGGCGGACGGGAUCAGUCAAGUUGCGGCAACAGUACGCCGCAAUAUCAUUGUACCUUUGAUAUAUCAUGUCGAAGGUACUGUAGCUUCAGUCAACCAACAUAAUGAGUUCGUGCGGCGCUCAGAAGCUUCGUACCUAGAACUAGUACAGCACGGUUUACGCUUGGGGCCAGAGUUCGUGACCGCCGACUUGUCAUUUGAAGAUAACAUCUUGUCUCAGAUUAUCGCUACAAAGGGCUCUAGUAAAGUCAUUGGUCAUUAUUCAGCCAGUCAGCCAUUUCCUAAAGGUUGGGAGGACCCUGAGUACUUAUCAAUCUAUGAAAGGGCGAAGAGACUGGGAUGUGAUAUGGUUCGCUUAACACAGCCAGCAGCCUCGAUUGAUGACAACUUUGCCGUCGGGCGCUUUCGCCAUCAUAUAAAAACUCUCUCCGGACCACAAUUACCUAUCAUCGCUUAUAAUACCGGUCCUCUAGGCCGGCAAUCUUGCUGUUUCAACCCGAUUUUGACCCCUGUUAUCCCUCGGCCACUCAUUUCUGAAGCUGCGGCGAAAAGGUUGCCGUCUCUCACUAUAAAUGAAGCCCAAGACGCUCUCUACGCCUCAUUUGUCCUGGACCCAAUGCAAUUCUUUGUUUUUGGUGCCAACACUACCUACAGUCUGUCACCAGCAAUGCACAACGCGGCCUUUAAGAUGCGUGGAAUGCCACAUACAUAUCGUAUUCAUCAAUCAGCCACUUUGCGCGGCCUUAAUGACCUCGUGGAGAAUCCGAACUUUGGCGGCUCGAGUGUCAGUUUGCCAUACAAGACAGAAGUCAUUCCACUUCUCCAUUCGAUGUCGCCACAUGCCCGUGCGAUCGGAGCUGUCAAUACGUUGAUCCCUAUUCGAGACAUGGAAAAUAGCACAGAUAAUGCUCUGGAUAUGGAGAAGAGUCGGUCAGGGCCGAUAAAGGGCUUGCACGGAGAUAACACGGACUGGAUCGGCAUUUGCAACUGUAUCCGACGUGGUCUGUCUCCCGCAAAUGCCAUUCGCCCCUCAACAACGGGACUGAUCAUUGGAGCCGGUGGUAUGGCGCGUGCUGGUAUAUACUCUAUGAUACAUCUGGGAGUGCAGAACAUCUUCAUCUGGAACCGUACGCUUGCCAACUCCAAAAGGCUAGCCGAACACUAUAUGCGCCUGAAUUUCAAGGCCCUCGGCAAGAGCGGACCAUCUACCAACUAUCAGAUACAUGUUCUGGAGUCGCUGCAGGACAGUUGGCCGGCCGACUACAAACAGCCUACUAUAGUCUGCUCGGGAAUACCGGCACACCGGAUAGGAGACCAACCAGCGCCAAACUUUCAACUCCCAUCGCAAUGGAUUGAGAGUCCUACAGGUGGAGUGGUUGUGGACCUCGCCUACAAACCUCUCAACACUCCUCUUAUGCGCCAGAUCCGGUCCCUAUCUCAUCGUGGCUGGGUUGCCCUCGAUGGUCUAGACGUUUUACCCGAGCAAGGAUUCGCGCAAUUCGAGCUCUUCACCGGCUGUCGCGCUCCCCGGCGCCUCAUGCGGACAAUCGUCUUGCAGGAAUACAAGGAGGAAGAGCAGGAAGAGGAUUACGAUCAGAACGCUAUGCAGACUCGACUUGAGAAUCUCGAUGGACAACCGAUGUGA
This is a messenger RNA of Aspergillus calidoustus, 2727 nucleotides long. NCBI's taxonomy places the organism in Eukaryota, Fungi, Ascomycota, Eurotiomycetes, Eurotiales, Aspergillaceae. The record is from the annotation of a GenBank genome assembly.